This is a messenger RNA of Panicum hallii, 1342 nucleotides long. RefSeq lists its product as uncharacterized. The transcript has a single exon. NCBI's taxonomy places the organism in Eukaryota, Viridiplantae, Streptophyta, Magnoliopsida, Poales, Poaceae. The record is from RefSeq and is a predicted model, not a curated record. The coding region runs from base 80 to 1177 and encodes 365 amino acids.
AGCGUCCCGCCCAAAAUCCUAAUCCGGCACCGCGGCACGGCACACGCUCGCCGCGGCUCCACCCUGCCCGCCAAUCGCCAUGCUCCCCGCCGCUCUCCUCCCCUCGCCGCCGGGCCGCCUGCUCGUCCCCGCCCCUCUCCGCUGCCACGCCCCGACCCAGCACUCCUCCUCCCCCGCCGCGGCCCGCGGCCUCCUCCUCCGCGGCGCGGGCUCCCCCGUCGUCAAGCGCGCCUCCGACGGCGGCGGGUGGCUCCUCUGGCACCAGUCCGGCGCGCGCGUGGCGCUCGCCACCUCCCCGGACGGGCUCCGCUGGAGCGCCCCCGUCUCCCCCGACCCGCUGCUGCCCUCCGAGGACUGGUGGGCGUUCGACACCGCCGCCGUCCGCCCCUCCGACGUCCUCCUCAUCUCCGGCCCCGCCGCGUCCUCGCGCCGCUUCCCGUCCUCCGCGGUGUACUGGCUUUACUACGCGGGCUCCACCGACGGGCGGUUCGGCUCCGCGUUCCCCGCCGCGGACGUCCCCGCGCUGCCGGGGCUCGCCAUCAGCCAGGACGGCCGCAACUGGGCGCGCAUCGAGGGGGCCCACCACACCGGCGCGCUGCUCGGCGUCGGGGAGGACGGGGAGGAGCCCCGCGGGUGGGAGGCGCGCUGCAUUGCCGCGCCCAAGGUGGUGAUGCACGCGGACGGGGACCUGCGGAUGUACUACCACUCGUUCGACGAAAUGUCGCAGCGGCACGCGAUCGGUCUGGCGAGGUCCAGGGACGGCAUCCGGUGGACCAAGAUGGGGAAGGUGCUCGAGGGGGGCCGUGCUGGAUCGUUUGAUGAAUGCGGGGUGCGGCACGGGCAUGUUGUCCGUGACCGUGCCGCUGGGCGGUAUGUCAUGGUGUAUGAGGGUGUUGAUGCGGAUGGGAGGGUGAGCAUUGGAAUGGCCGUGUCGGAGGAUGGCUUGAAAGGCUGGAGGCGCUCCAGCGAGAUGCCAGUGCUGUGCCCGUCUGAGGAGGACGAAGGGUGGGAUGGCGCUGGGGUUGGUUCACCGUACUUGGUGCAAAUGGAGGGGGCCUAUGACUGGAGGCUGUAUUACAUGGGUGUUGGAAGGGAUGGCAAGGCUUCGAUCGGGAUGGCGUAUUCAGAGGGUCAGGCUCUUCAGAAAUUCGAGAAGUGUGAUGCUGUUCUCAUGUAAGGUGAGGUCGAGGGAUGUACAUGUGGAGCUGUUCUGGCCCUUCUGGAGGGUGUUCAAUUCACUUGAGACAAAAUUUUGUUAGAUUAGAAACUCCCACCUCGGGUUGUGCACGAAUGGUUUCCAUAAAAGCAUUGACUUGUAUGAACAGGUUGUACCCUUAGUUUU